Messenger RNA from Acanthoscelides obtectus, 716 nucleotides. The record is from the annotation of a GenBank genome assembly. Lineage: Eukaryota; Metazoa; Arthropoda; Insecta; Coleoptera; Chrysomelidae.
GUCAACAUUUGCAACCAGUCUUACGAAGUUGCAAUACUGGUUACAUAUUCAAGGCCAUAAAUGGUAUUAAUUUCUGACGUACUAUUAUUUCUUAAUGUUAUUAUAAUUAUCAUUAUAUUGUAAUAAUUUAUAGUACUACAAUAGUGAUGAGUCAAAAAGUUCUUGCUAAACAAAAAUAAGGAAUCCAAUUUUUGUUAGACAAGGAUGUUGAAGAUAUUGAAGAAGCAGUGCAGUAGCAGCUACUAGUGCAGUGCGGGUGUGGCAACAGUGUAAGAUUUACGUAACCGGUUGAAGUUCUGUUGAGUGUUGAGUUAAGCUGCUCACAUUUUUUAAAAAAGAUUCAAUUUUAGAUCAAAACUGUAGAAAAUGAGUGCUUGGAGAGCAGCAGGUCUCAACUACAUCAACUAUUCCAAUAUUGCCGCUAAAAUGUUGAGGCAAGCCUUAAAAUCUGACAUCAGGGCAGAGGCAAUGAAGCGAGCUGAUACCCACAUUAAAGUCACAAAGUGGGAGAAUGGAAAGCCCAUCAAAGAAUCAACCUGGUAACCUUCAAUAGUAUAAGUUUCAAAUGAUAUAGCUUUAUGGUCAUAAAAUGUGUCUGUGGUCAAUAAAUUGUUAUUAAUUUGUUCAAAAUGUAUUUUAUUGAUUUUAACCACCAGAUUACAAAAUAUGUUUAGAUCCUGCUAUGACAGAUGCUUUAGAUUAUCUAUAUUCAACCA